Messenger RNA from Guyanagaster necrorhizus, 516 nucleotides. RefSeq lists its product as uncharacterized. NCBI's taxonomy places the organism in Eukaryota, Fungi, Basidiomycota, Agaricomycetes, Agaricales, Physalacriaceae. The transcript has a single exon. The coding region runs from base 1 to 516 and encodes 171 amino acids. The record is from RefSeq and is a predicted model, not a curated record.
AUGCCCCUUAUGACCUCUACCAACCCAAACUUCGAUCAUGAGUUCUUUGAACUCCUCUCUUCCAUCAUUGGAACACUGAUAGGACUUUUGGUGAUCAUCCAGCUGUGCCAGGGACACCAUUCCAUCACCGCCUGGACUCUUAGACACUACAACGAGUUUUUACGUAUUCGAGAAAUCCUACAAAAUGUAACCCUUGACCUCCCUCUACAUGACAUCCCUGACUCCCGAAGAACAACCUACCAGCCCCCAGAAGCCAGGCCUAGCAGCAUGCAUCUGAGGGAUGGUCAAGAAGAAAUGAGAGGGCAGCAGCCCUCCCAAUCCAGAGACACAAACCUUGGCGUCCCAAGCAGGGACAGUAUACUCAUACGAGGCCCACCCCCCAACCAUGAGGAUAAAGACCUUCUAGAAGACUUCUUUCAGCAGUCCCCCUCCCCUGAUUCCAUCUCCCACACCCAUGGGAUUGCUGACCAUGCCAGGGACUCUCUCGAUGCCCUUCAGAUGGCUCGACGAUCCUGA